AUGGCGAGGGUAACAAUAUACUCAUCCGGCGCCCAUUAUGGUCCUCUCAAGCCAGCUGCACCGCUGCGAUACGACAUGCGAAAUGUCACAAACCCUCCGCGACAGCUCCGGGGUAACAUGGACGGGAGGUCAAAGAAGCUGCGAGAUCACUUGAUGAACGAUAAGGACUUUCUCGCAUUGUUGGAAACGAUACAGAAUGAUAUCCUGCGAGAGAUUGAAAGACUUCAGAAGUUAGAAUGCGGCAAGGAAGUGCAAGUGCAAGUGGGUGUGGGAGCGGACAAAGAGGUCGAUACAACGCACGAAAUCCAACAAAGUCGGGAAAUACCCGAACAGGAAUGUUCCAAAGACGCCGAUUCUCACGACAAAGAAUAUCUACCGUCAGAUGGAGAGGACACAGGGGAUGAAACCUCCACAAAUGAGAGCCAGUAUGGUCCAGAUAAUGAAAACGAGCCAACAGUCGUUGUCAACUGCUUUUGCCAUCUCGGACGUCACCGUAGCGCGAGCAUGGUAGAAGAACUUGCUAGGCUGAAGUGGCCCGCAGGCACCGACAUCGAGGUCAUUCAUCGUGAUAUUGACAAGGACCGAAGGAGCUCGGGGAAACAAAAAAAGGUUGCAAAGUCUUCUAGAAUGCGUGCAGAUAACGGAUUUUCUGAGGACUAG
Orbilia oligospora ATCC 24927 is the source of this 660-nucleotide messenger RNA. RefSeq lists its product as uncharacterized. Lineage: Eukaryota; Fungi; Ascomycota; Orbiliomycetes; Orbiliales; Orbiliaceae. The coding region runs from base 1 to 660 and encodes 219 amino acids. The record is from RefSeq and is a predicted model, not a curated record. The transcript has a single exon.